CUCCUCCACCCACCAUUUAUUUUGAUAUUUGAUUCUUUGACAUUUUUGGGUGUUUUUUUAUUUUCUGUUUUCCGUUACCUGUUUGAUUGAAGAACUUGGGAAACAAAUAUUUCUUGUUAUCUCAUCUGGUUGUUUAUGCCCUUUAUAAAUAAUUUCAGAAGCUUGGAUUUUGCACUAAGAACCACUUGUUGUUUUCCUUUUGUUAAAUUGCUGGGUCUUUUUGAUUAAAUUGAGUAAAUUCAGUGGGAAUCGGUCAUGGAGGGCAAAUGUGCAAUCAAGAAAGAUGUUACUGAAUUAAUAGGUAAUACCCCUAUGGUAUAUCUGAACCAUAUCGUCGAUGGCUGCGGUGCUCGAAUUGCUGCCAAGCUCGAGCUGAUGGAACCUUGCUCCAGUGUUAAGGACAGGAUUGCAGACAGUAUGAUUAAAGAUGCAGAAGAUAAGGGCUUGAUUACACCAGGGAAGGUAUGUGUCCUUAUCGGGCCUACCGGUGGUAAUACCGGCAUUGGAUUGGCUUUCAUUGGAGCAGCUAGGGGUUAUAGAGUUAUUGUCACGAUGCCAGCUUCUAUGAGCAUUGAGAGGAGAACCGUUCUUCGAGCUUUUGGAGCUGAAGUAUGCCUCACAAACCCAGCCAAGGACUUUAAGGGGGUAUUAGACAAGGCUGACGAGAUACUGAAGAACACACCUAACGGUUACAUGCUACAGCAAUUCGCAAACCCUGCCAAUCCUCAGAUUCAUUACGAAACCACCGGUCCAGAGAUAUGGAAAGACUCGGAAGGGAAAGUUGAUGUACUGGUUGCAGGCAUAGGGACUGGUGGUACAGUAACAGGUGCAGGGAGAUUCCUCAAAGAGAAAAACUCAGAGAUCAAGGUAUAUGGGGUAGAACCUGUUGAAAGUGCAGUCUUGAAUGGUGGAAAACCUGGCUUUCAUCUGAUCCAAGGAAUUGGUGCUGGUAUCAUCCCUGAUGUUUUGGAUGUUGGCCUCCUUGAUGAAGUUGUCCAGGUAUCUAGUGAAGAAGCCAUUCAAACUGCUAAACAGAUAGCCUUGAAAGAAGGUUUACUGGUUGGUAUAUCAUCUGGUGCUAAUACAGCAGCUGCAAUUAAGUUGGCAAAGAGGCCAGAAAAUGCUGGCAAACUCAUAGUUGUAAUUUUUCCCAGUGUGGGUGAGCGUUACCUGUCGUCUGCAAUGUUUGAGUCCCUAAGGCAUGAAGCAGAAAACAUGCCCAUUGAUUGAUGCCAUUGUUAUCCUCAAUCACAAAUUCCUUGUACUUAGCAUUCCACUAUGAACUAUGUCUACCUCUGCCUUUUUCUUUGUACUUUGUAUUCUAUGUUAUUCGGGUUUAAGAUAAAUAUUAAAUACGGGUAUGUGUAUGGAAAGUCAGACAUGGGAUAUUUGACAACAUUUCUAACACUUUUUCUUUUAGCAAUUGGAAUAUCUAGAUCAGAAAAUUCAUUGGUUGGA
Messenger RNA from Gossypium raimondii (Peruvian cotton), 1458 nucleotides. RefSeq names its product bifunctional L-3-cyanoalanine synthase/cysteine synthase D1. The coding region runs from base 256 to 1230 and encodes 324 amino acids. NCBI's taxonomy places the organism in Eukaryota, Viridiplantae, Streptophyta, Magnoliopsida, Malvales, Malvaceae. The transcript has 10 exons. Gene Ontology annotation, cellular component: cytoplasm. The record is from RefSeq and is a predicted model, not a curated record. Gene Ontology annotation, molecular function: cysteine synthase activity.